GAUUUCAUUUUCAAUUUGGUUUUUGGCAACGGUCGUGAGAGGGACGCAUUGUACGGUCUCGCGAUUUUACGAGUUCACGUUUGCACAGUUGUUUGCUAGGUUUAAGAGGUGUUCCCAACAUUUGAAAAAAUGUAUAUCUACAAAGGAUGUGCAGAAUUGAUUGAAAAUACAAAAUUGAAUAAAUUAAAGUGAAUACUCUGCGAUAAAACAUAAUGAUUGCUUAAUAUUAGCAAAUAUGUGUUAAAGAGUAUUGUGAAGUGUUUUUAAUGGUGCCACUAGUAUAAUUUCUCCGAUAUAUAAGUAAAAGAAAGCGAAAGCCAACACAGCAUCCUUUUUAUUUUUACCCUUUGCUUAUUCUACAUCUUUCCUUUUACUCGUUAUUCCUUUAUGUGCGCGUUAUUCGUGAACUGCUCCACCCUCGACGUCCUUGUGAAGAGAGUAGCUCUUUGAAUUAUCUGGCUAUACAAUGUAUAAAAAGUGUUACGAAAGAACCGGGAAGUGUUAUUUGUGUUUGAUGGGGGUGUGGAGUAAAACAAUAAUAGAAAAAUACAACAAAAUAAGUGCGGCUAAAACGGCAAACAGCAAACAGCAGCGUAUUAAAAGCCAACUUGUGCAAGCAAGAAAUUGAAAGCAAAUCUUGCAGAAAAACAAGUCGCGUCACUGAGUCGCCAACGCUGCGCUGUCCCAGCUUCGUUGUCGUGCUUCCGUCGUAUGUGUAUGUGCAUAUGUGCAGCGAUGCAACUUUAAGGAGCCGUGCAUUCUGCCACCGGCGUCACAAAGUCGUUUUCACUUAUUACCAUCAUAAUUGGAUUUGAAACCUUUGACAUAAUCGCCGAUUCAACACUUUCGAUUGGGAGAUACAUACCGCAGAAGCAGUCAACAUUACUCGCAGCAAAUUUUUAUAUUAAUUAAUGUGUGCCGAAGAAGUUUGUGUGUACCUAAAUUUGAACUUUACCAAUUUUCGGGAAUAUUAUAAUUGAGAUUCGUUUAAAUUAGUGCUAUUUUAUUGAAUUUUAAAUUUGCCGUCUAUACUCAUAAAUACGCUGUUGCUGCCAUUGAAAACGAAAGCUGCUGUUGAACACCUAAAAGAUAUUUCUUCAAUGACCCAAAAGGACAGUGCAUGGAGACUUAACGGUUGACUUUGAGAAAUCAACUGACACCUGCAGAAACAAAUCAUCACACCACAUUUCCAAUGCUAACAACGGCACACAGUUGAAAUUGAACAAAACUCACAAAAAGGCUAGAGCAUAUUUCCAAAACAACGUCUUCAUUAUUUGAGACGCGCCGAAAUUUAUGCCCGGAGUAGGUGCCGGGCAGUGCUGGACAUGUUGGAACGUCGUCCCUUAUGGGGAUUAAUAGUAUUGUUGAAUGUCUGCGUUGUAAUAUGGCGAAUGCAGGAACCGGCUAUGCUGAGUGUCGAAUACGACGGCAGUGGUGCGGGGCAAAACAUCGAUCUCGAAGAUUACGCGUUGCCACUACACCAACAACGCCAGCAACAACACCAACCGCAAGUCGAACAACACCCAGUCUGGCGAAGAGGUUUAGCGGUACGCAAUGCCAUUGCACAACAACAGCUAUACGCCGGUAAACAUCUACUAGCCGAUAGCGCCGAAGCGAACGAAAUCGCUGCCAAAGUAACGCGGAAAGCGGACGACAGUCUUCACAUUAGUGGCCACAGUAGCAGUAGUAGAAGUAGUAGUAGUAGGUUUAGUACUAGCCAUCAACAACUAAUUAAAGGGCAAACGACGAGUUUGCGCAGUGUCAGCUCAGUUAAGAGUACGCCCUCGCCGUUAGUCACAGCGGCAACACUAAAGAAUACUGCAGAGGUACAAACCACAACGACAGGCAAUGCGAGAGAGUAUAGUUUUCCAGCGGAUGACUUCGAAAAACUAAUCGAUCUGCAUGACUUCACGUACCUUAUAAGCCAGGAAGCCUGUGGUCGCGAUGUGCAGGCACUAAUAUUAGUGCAUUCGGCGCCGGCCAAUGAGGAGAAGCGCCGUCUAAUACGCGAGACGUGGGGCAAUACCGAACAGUUGCCGCCAGUGAAUGGCGUAAUGCCGUUGCGGAUCAUCUUCUUGGUCGGCAACGUCGACAGUGAAGCGCUGCAGUUGGAUAUAGAGCGUGAGAAUUUCGAAAACGGUGACAUCGUGCAGGGUUCCUUUGUGGAUAGCUACCGCAAUAUGACCUAUAAGCAUGUGAUGGCUUUCAAAUGGUUUCUGUAUAACUGUGCGCAAGCGCAAAUUCUCAUCAAGGUCGAUGACGAUGUCUACGUGAACACACCACAAUUGCUCAUCUACCUGGAGCGCGCUACUGUGAGCGGUGAUCUGGAAAAUGUUGCUGCCGCUGCUGCUGCUGAUGUUCAAGCCAGUGCUGCCAUAUCUCUACAACAUACCGCCGAUAAUGAUAGAAAAGCUUUCGAGAACAAUACUAUUGUAGACACUAGUAGUAGCGGUAGCGGUAGCAGUAGUAGUACGAGUAGCAGUAGCAGUGUACGAAAUGCCGCCGAUGCUAAUGCUGCGCACUCACAAACCAAUGCCACCCAGUUCAAUGCUGCACAAAUGAUAUUCCAGCAUCCACGCGACCUGCUGCUCUGCAAAACCACCAUCAACGCAAUGGUCAAACGUAGCUACCGAUCGAAAUGGCGCGUUACGGCGCGCGAGUUCCCGGGCCGCUACUAUCCGCCAUACUGUCCCGGCUAUGCCAUCAUCUAUUCGCCCGAUGUGGUGCUAGCUUUAUACAACGCCGCGCAGGUGUCGACCUACUUUUGGAUCGACGAUGUCCACAUAACGGGUGUUUUGGCGCAGAACCUCAGCAUUGCCAUUACGAACGCCGACCAAUACAUACUCUACGAACCGGAUUGUGACAAUUUGCUCAAUGACAUUAUGACCAGCGACGAUGUGGAGUUCCUGUACGCCUGGCAUUUGAUCAACCCCCAGCAAGUGCAACAGCUUUGGGAGAUGUAUCUGGCCAAGGCGCAAAGGCACUUCGCGGCUGCUGCCACAUCAACAUUCGCACUGCUGCAAGCCGCCGCCGCCAAGCAGCAGACAUCACCCCACCCGACUGACUACACUAAAUUUAAGAGCUACAGAUAGUAACAUUAAGGCGUGCAAAUAAAUUUAAACACACACAAGUACAUUUGUCAUAAUACAUUUAAGUUUUUUGUGUUUUACGUUUUAUUUUUAAUUUUUAUUUAAGAAUUAUAUGUAUAAGAGAAAUUGCUUUUAGUUAGGAUCUGUGCAAAUGUGUGCAUUACAAAUAAAGUAAAUAACUUAUGUAUAAUACUAUAUUCCAAUGUGUGAACGUGUAAAAUAUAGUGAAUAACAACAAACAAACAUAAUAAAUCAUGUAAAAAGCAAAUUUAAAUCAAAUAUUUAUUCUUUAAAUAUUAGUGACCGUUGUGCACAAAUUUCAUAUCAUCUAGUGCAAAUGUUUAGCAUCAAAAUUUAAAAUCAAAUUAUUUACACACAUUAUGUAUGUGUAAAUGGAUAUCAUUGACAAUGUGCAAACGUAGGCAAUUCGCCUGUUAGGUGUUACGUACAUAUUUUGCGUACGGAAAUUGUGAGUAACGGCUUGAAAACGCGCGUAGACCAAUUCUUUACUUUAUAGAAAGAGUAAAUAAAUUACUUGAACUGUUUGAGUUGGUUUUCCUAGGUAUAUAUUAAAUAUAGUUUAUUUUUGUAGAAAUAUAGUGUAUUUAUGUUAGUACGUUAGUGAAUGUAAUUAAAAUAGUUUAGUUUUUAUAUGAAAAUACGCUUUAUAACAAUAUGAUGGAUCUUAUGCGGAAGUGUCUCAUGUAUUCUAAUCUACUGUUCAUAUGUAUCAUGCUAUAGCUAUGAACUAAGCUUAUCGGGCUGGUGAGGAAACUGUCUGUAGUUCCCAGCGUUACGGAUAUUGUGGUUUGACAAUCGCUUGAAAAUGCGGUUAGGCUAUAAAAUCAUUUUCGUAUUCAUAUGUUCCUAUUUAAAAAUCUGCCAGUAAUCCGGAUGUAACAUGUAACGUUCUAUGAACAUUGCGGUGACCUGAAUUUAAACUAAAAACAGCUGGUUUGGUAAUUGCAAACAUUAUAGUCGAAAGUACCAACCCAUGUUAAAUAUAAAGUGCAAUUUGUACAAGUUCAAGUUUCUAGGGAAAAAAAUAUACCAAAUUGGAACUAUUUCUUGAGUUAAAAACUGAUGCUAUAUUUUAAAAAUUGCUGAAAAAUAUUUCAUCUUUCUAUUGAAGUACUGAAUUAUUAAAUAAAAAACUUUUUAAUCGAAAUAUUUGAGAUUGAGACACUUGAUUGCUUUCAGUUUGUUAAUUAUACUCUAAACAGGAGCGCCACUUACACUGUUGAGAUACCGAUUAGACCGAUUUCAUGGUCUCCAAAAAGAAAUUGAGUAAGCUCUAAGGUUGAAUUAAUGCUCACUACAAAAAUUCUUAAGUACCGUUAAGUUACUGUUCGUUGGCGUUUUUUUCGUUUUACUGUAAUUUAAUUCGUUCCUUUCAAACAUAAAUACUCAAUUAUUUGGCAUAAUAUUUUAAUUGAUUGUCGUUACUGAAAUGUAGGGGGCCAAACAAUGUGAAACAAUAAACUAAAAACAGUUUUUACAGACGGUCGAGAAAAGGGCCUCAUAUAUCGCUCGGAAAACAUAUCAAAUAUAAAUAUAUAUGCGGAUAUAUUUUUUGCCACUUUUCAAGAAAAGAUCGCGUUGUUAAUUAUGAUUUUUAGUGAUUUUUGGAAUUGUAUUACUUCUUUCUUAUAACUGUAACAAAGUAAAGCUUAAAUGCUGAUUAUUGUUAAAAUCAAUAGCGAAACAUGAAAAUCAUAAAAAGUGUUAAUGUC
Zeugodacus cucurbitae (melon fly) is the source of this 4822-nucleotide messenger RNA. RefSeq lists its product as uncharacterized. The coding region runs from base 1326 to 3092 and encodes 588 amino acids. NCBI's taxonomy places the organism in Eukaryota, Metazoa, Arthropoda, Insecta, Diptera, Tephritidae. Gene Ontology annotation, molecular function: hexosyltransferase activity. Gene Ontology annotation, cellular component: membrane. The record is from RefSeq and is a predicted model, not a curated record. The transcript has 2 exons.